Molecule: messenger RNA, 479 nt
Organism: Leguminivora glycinivorella
Lineage: Eukaryota; Metazoa; Arthropoda; Insecta; Lepidoptera; Tortricidae
Product: thioredoxin domain-containing protein 17-like
Exons: 3
Coding region: 42-422 (126 amino acids)
Cellular component (GO): cytosol
Molecular function (GO): protein-disulfide reductase [NAD(P)H] activity
Source: RefSeq, a predicted model, not a curated record
UACUGAAUUCUUCGCAAAAUAAAUAUAGUCAGUUGUGCAAAAUGGUAACCAGCGUGUCUAUAAAAGGGUUUGAAGAGUUCGUGAAAUACACGGAUAGCAUAGAUCCGAAAGGACCUCCGGUGUACUUUUACUUUGAUUCGAAGCUGCCUGAUGGGACGAGCUGGUGUCCUGAUUGCGUUGUGGCCGAGCCAAUUGUGAGGGCCUUUCUGCGCGAAGUCAAGAAGGAACUGAUCUUUGUGCAUGUAGACUGCGGCGAAAGAGAAUUCUACAAGGACCCUCAGUGCGUAUUCCGCACCGAUCCCAGAUCGAAGAUCCGUCGCAUCCCGACGCUGAUGAAGUGGCAGGGAGACAGGCUGGAGGAAACAGAGUUGGAUGACCCCGAGAAUCUACGGAGAUUGUUUGAAGUACUUGUAACUCCUUAACCUUUAAUUCAUUUCAAAUUUAAUAAGCUUGUCAAAAUAAAAGCAAUAUCUAUAAAA